GGACUUUUGAUUGCAAUUUUUGAAUAUCAACCGCUCUUCCCGCCAUACCUGGCCCACCGACGGUUUCCUUUGCCCCGGCCUGAUCUUUGACUGCCUACUUAAAUUAGAAAUACGUAGUUCACACGGAAACUCUUAUCGAUUUCCAUUUAGCCACACACUCAGUCCCGCAUAACUGUGAAGAUUGUCUUGAUCGACAUGGCGGCAGAGCCUUCCCCCAAAGGGUCGGUUCCCCGCUUUGGGGAAUGGCCUGUUGACCCCCAGCAGGACGUGCCCAUCCGGAAAGAACGUAUUUGGAUAGAUGGCUGUUUUGAUUUUAGUCAUCAUGGCCAUGCGGGUGCGAUGCUGCAAGCAAAAAGAUUGGGUCAAGAGCUUUUCGUUGGUGUCCAUUCCGACGAGGAAAUUCUAGAAAAUAAGGGUCCAACUGUUAUGACGCUGGCAGAACGGGUGGCAGCGGUGGAUGCUUGUCGCUGGGCAUCUAAAUCAAUCCCCCACGCUCCAUACGUUACAUCAUUGCCAUGGAUAUCCCAUUACGGCUGCUACUACGUUGUUCACGGUGACGACAUUACUUCAGAUAGUGAUGGAAACGAUUGCUAUAGAUUCGUGAAAGCUGCAGGACGUUUCCUUGUGGUGAAGCGAACUCCCGGGAUAUCAACCACGGAUUUGGUUGGGCGUAUGCUUCUCUGUACUCGUGGGCACUUCAUCAAGUCUUUACCUGCCUUUCUAGCCGGCCAAGAAGGAUCCGGACCGCCGGAAGAGCUUAAGGAGCUUGCAAAGCAGUCCCUUCAAAGAAUUAAAGACUAUGCCACGGAUGAAACUGGUCACAAACCUGGACCCGAUGUUUGGACUUGGACUAGUUCUCAGCGGCCAAAUGAUGAUCACGAUGCGCAAGCAACUGGAUCGUUUGAUCACUUAGUUCAUGGAAAGGGCCCCAAGCCAGGGCAACGAGUCGUAUACGUCGAUGGAGGUUUCGAUUUAUUUUCAUCGGGUCAUAUUGAAUUCCUACGCCGUGUUCAUGAAAUGGAGAACGAAGAGGGCUCCCGCCGCGGAUGGUAUUCGUCCGAUCAAGUGAAAGCCCGAGUCGAACAAUGUGGAGAAGACUAUGGACCUGCGUACGUUGUAGCUGGGGUCCAUGACGACGAAGUCAUAAACCGUUGGAAAGGUUUGAACUAUCCUAUAAUGAACAUUUUCGAACGUGGUCUCUGCGUUCUCCAAUGUCGCUACAUUAACGCUGUUGUGUUCGGUGCUCCCUUUACGCCAUCAGAGCCAUUUCUUCGAUUACUGCCAUUGGGUAUGCCUGGUGCUGUCUAUCAUGGACCCACCACCUUCAUCCCUUUAACGUACGAUCCCUACAUUGACCCAAAAAAGCUGGGCAUCUUUAAGGAGAUCGGAACCCACCCUUUUCAGCACGUAAAUGCUGGCGAGAUCGUCCAAAGAAUUUUAAGAAGCAGAGAGGCAUUCGAGGCACGACAACGAGCAAAGCUGCUCAAAGCGAUUGGUGAAGAAAACCUUAAGCAGAAGGAGCAGCAAGAAGUAACUUGGCCCGCUAACUAGGCAUGGGUUCCUUUAUCUUGAUUGCACGUGUCUUACAGGUGCUGGAAAGCCACCAAGUUACAGAGGGCAUCCGGUUUUCAGCACUUUGAUAUGUUUCUUGUUGAUUUCUAUUAGAUACAGGAAAAAUGUCUUGAGAUUUUGGCAAGAGCCGAGGCUCCAUAUCUUCCGUGGAUCGGAUGUGGCUUGAGCUAUAUCGUCAGUUGGAAUAAUAAUGGAUUUAAGUCUUGUAUA
This is a messenger RNA of Coccidioides immitis RS, 1782 nucleotides long. RefSeq names its product cytidyltransferase-like domain-containing protein. Bases 196 to 1551 code for a protein of 451 amino acids. Gene Ontology annotation, biological process: phosphatidylethanolamine biosynthetic process. Gene Ontology annotation, molecular function: ethanolamine-phosphate cytidylyltransferase activity. The record is from RefSeq and is a predicted model, not a curated record. The transcript has 6 exons. NCBI's taxonomy places the organism in Eukaryota, Fungi, Ascomycota, Eurotiomycetes, Onygenales, Onygenaceae. Gene Ontology annotation, cellular component: cytoplasm.